Clupea harengus (Atlantic herring) is the source of this 1293-nucleotide messenger RNA. RefSeq names its product T-box transcription factor T-A-like. Gene Ontology annotation, biological process: heart morphogenesis; cell fate specification; mesoderm formation. The record is from RefSeq and is a predicted model, not a curated record. Gene Ontology annotation, cellular component: nucleus; chromatin. Gene Ontology annotation, molecular function: DNA-binding transcription factor activity, RNA polymerase II-specific; RNA polymerase II cis-regulatory region sequence-specific DNA binding. NCBI's taxonomy places the organism in Eukaryota, Metazoa, Chordata, Actinopteri, Clupeiformes, Clupeidae.
AUGAGCUCCGCUAGCACGGAUCAACGUCUGGAACAUCUGUUGACUGCCGUUGAGAACGAAUUUCAGAAGGGCAGUGAGAAAGGAGAUGUUACGGAAAGGGAUAUCAAACUCAGUUUGGAUGAUUGCGAACUCUGGACAAAGUUUAAAGAGCUCACCAAUGAGAUGAUCGUCACAAAAACGGGGAGACGGAUGUUCCCUGUGCUACGGGCGAACAUUGCUGGACUGGACCCAAAUGCCAUGUACUCCGUUCUUUUGGACUUCGUGGCCGCAGACAACAAUCGUUGGAAAUACGUGAAUGGGGAAUGGGUUGCAGGGGGUAAACCUGAACCACAGAGUCCCAGUUGCGUCUACAUUCACCCGGACUCACCCAAUUUUGGAGCGCACUGGAUGAAGGCCCCGGUCUCUUUCAGUAAAGUGAAACUCUCCAAUAAACUUAAUGGUGGAGGACAGAUAAUGCUAAACUCCCUGCACAAGUAUGAGCCCCGUAUCCACAUCGUUAAAGUCGGCGGUGUUCAAAAAAUGAUAAGCAGUCAGUCGUUCCCGGAGACGCAAUUUAUUGCUGUCACUGCAUACCAAAAUGAAGAGAUCACAGCACUGAAAAUAAAACACAAUCCAUUUGCAAAAGCAUUCCUUGACGCUAAAGAGAGGAGCGACCAUAAAGACAUAGUGGAUCACCCUACAGGAAAUCAGCAAUCUGGUUAUGCUCAGAUUGGCGGCUGGUUUCUGCCUAACAGCAACCCCAUGUGCCCUAGCACUAGCCCAUCUCAGUUCAGUGGGGGACACGGCCUGUCGUCAGGCUCCUACUGUGAGAGAUACUCUUCUCUGAGGGGCCACAGGACCUCUCCAUACCCCACACACUACCCUCACCGCAGCCCCAACGCCAACGGCUACAUGGACAACUCCUCAGCUGGACUGGCAGCCUCUGAAAGCUGGUCUUCCUUACAGAUCCCCAGUCCAAGUAGCAUGGGGUCUCUGCCACACACCUCCAAUGGCACCACCAGUCCCAGUCAGUACCCGGGUCUGUGGUCGGUGACGGGGACUCCUCUAACCUCGGCCAGCCCUCCAUCGGGAUCCUUGACUGGGGGCCUGACGUCCCAGUUCCUGCGUAGCUCCCCUGUCUCAUACACCAGCCUGAGCUCUUCCUCUCUGACCCCUUCCUCUUCCUCGCCCAUGUAUGACACGGGGCUGGCUGAGGUCGGCGGAGGUGGCGGUAGCAGCGGCGAUGCCCAGUUUGAGAGCUCCAUCGCCCGUCUCACGGCCUCAUGGACAACGCCAGUAGCCCAGAGUUACUGA